Molecule: messenger RNA, 3092 nt
Organism: Phacochoerus africanus (Common warthog)
Lineage: Eukaryota; Metazoa; Chordata; Mammalia; Artiodactyla; Suidae
Gene: SLC52A3
Product: solute carrier family 52 member 3
Exons: 5
Coding region: 370-1779 (469 amino acids)
Biological process (GO): riboflavin transport
Cellular component (GO): plasma membrane
Molecular function (GO): riboflavin transmembrane transporter activity
Source: RefSeq, a predicted model, not a curated record
CUCGUUACUCUUCUUAUCUUUUCUGCCUGGAUCGCACGCAGCGCUAGCUUCCUCAUGGGUUAACAGAUUUCCCUGCCUGCUUCCACCCUGGACCCACCCCCAUUAUUCUCAACAGCCAGCACAAUUGUGUUCAAAACUAAAUUAAAUCGGGCCCCACCUCUGCCCAGCAAUGGAGAUUUGGGCUCAGGGAAAACUCCCACACUCUUGCCUGCAGGGCCCUACGUGACCUGCCACGACCCACUUCUUCCCUUCGCGAGCUGCUGCAGCCACGCUGGCCUCCUGCUGUUCUUCCUACACUGAGACCUGUUUCUGGCACUGGGCAGGCUGAUCUGAGGAAGCGGCAGCCUCUGUCCCAGGGCAGACAUCACCAUGGCCUUCCUGACACACCUGCUGGUCUGCACCUUCGGGAUGGGCUCCUGGGUGGCCAUCAACGGGCUCUGGGUAGAGCUGCCCCUGCUGGUGACAGAGCUCCCCGAAGGCUGGUACCUGCCCUCCUACCUCACAGUGGUCAUCCAGCUGGCCAACAUCGGCCCCCUGCUGAUCACCCUACUUCAUCACUUCCGGCCUAGCUGCCUUUCUGAAGUGCCCAUCAUCUUCACCGUGCUGGGGGUGGGCACCGUCGCCUGCACGCUCUUCGCCUUCCUCUGGAAUGUCACCUCCUGGGUGCUGGGCGGCCACCACAGCAUCACCUUCCUGGUCCUCACCUUCUUCCUGGCCCUGGUGGACUGCACCUCCUCCGUCACCUUCCUGCCCUUCAUGAGCAGGCUGCCCACCCACUACCUCACCACCUUCUUUGUGGGUGAAGGACUCAGUGGCCUCCUGCCUGCUCUGGUGGCUCUUGCCCAGGGCUCAGGUCUCACCACCUGUGUCAACGUCACUGAGACAUCAGGCACCACCCAGAACCCUGAGACCACCAGGGCUAUGGACACCUCACAGGGAGCUGGCAGCACUCUGGUCUCUGAGCUCACUGGAACGGCACCCCAAGUGGUCCAUCUGGAAAGCCGCUACCUCCCUGCCCACUUCUCGCCCUUGGUCUUCUUCCUCCUGCUCUCCUUCAUGAUGGCCUGCUGCCUCGUCGCCUUCUUCUUCCUCCAGCACCAGCACAAGCACUGGGAAGCCUCCACGGAAGACCUCCUCACCUCUCAGAUCACGCUACAGCCCAUCCAGCCACACAAAGAGAAGGACCUGGGCCCCCCAGGCCCCGAGGACAGCAGCAAGGGCCAGGAGCCUCCAGAGGAGAAGACAGCCCCCUGCCACCCGGCCCGCCUGACCUUCAUCUACCUCCUGGUGGCCUUUGUGAACGCGCUCACCAACGGCGUGCUCCCCUCCGUGCAGACCUACUCCUGCCUGUCCUACGGGCCGGUGGCCUACCACCUGUCCGCCACCCUCAGCUCCAUGGCCAACCCUCUCGCCUGCUUCCUUUCCAUGUUUCUGCCUAACAGGUCUCUGCCGUUCCUGGGGGUCCUUGCAGUGCUCGGGACCGGCUUUGGUGCCUACAACAUGGCCAUGGCCGUGAUGAGCCCCUGUCCCCUCAUGCAGGGCCACUGGGGUGGAGAAAUCCUCAUUGUGGCUUCGUGGGUGCUGUUCAUUGGUUGCCUGAGCUACGUCAAGGUGAUGCUGGGCGUGAUCCUGCGCGACCUUAGCCGAAGCGCCCUCUUGUGGUGCGGUGCAACAGUGCAACUGGGCUCCCUCCUCGGAGCGCUGGUCAUGUUCCCACUGGUCAAUGUGUUCAGGCUCUUCUCCUCCGCUGAUUUCUGCAGCCUGCAGUGCUCAGCCUAGGCCAACUGAAGGGGCGUAGUCCACCCCAGGGCCCCGUCCCCAUGACCAACACCUCGAGGUAAGGCCAGUGCCUAAGGUCACAGAGCCAGUGGUAGGGAGCUGGAAGGCAGAGCCGAGUACGUGAAGCAGCAACACAAACUCCCCUCCGAACGGUGGGAAAUGCUACGGGACCUGGAAAUGCAAAGCACAGCCCACCCCAACAACACAAACUCCCCUCCGAACGGUGGGAAAUCCCACGAGACCUGGAAAUGCAAAGCACAGCCCACCCCAACUCUGUGUCACAGCGCCUACAGCUCCAGCAUGUCAGGACUCCUUUUGGCUCUUGAGAGUGGACUGCACUGAGCAUCCAGUAGAAGGGAAACCACUGGGAGGGUACGCUGGCCCUUACCAGCUAUGUGACCUUAGGGAAGUCACCUGAUUUCUCUGUGCUUCUGUUUCUUCCUCCAUAAAAUGGGGGUUAUAAUAAACAGCAUCUACUUCGUAGGUUUGGCACAAGGAUAAAAGGGAGAAGCACCCAGCAGGUAGUAAGUUCUCUUGGGACAUUUCCUGAUUUGAUGCCCAGCAGUAAUAACAGGAGUGACUGUCAAUACAGCCUAGAAGUGGCCAGAGGGCUCGAAGGAUGACCCCUUCCCAUAUCCUUCCCCACCCCCAUCCUCACAGAGAAGCUUCUAGAAGACAGAUGGCUUAUGCUGGAAUCUCGAGCAUCUUGGCUUCCCAAUUCUUACUAUGGAGGAACGCUGUAUCCCACACACCCUUUCCUGUAACCCCUGCUGACCCAGGAAGGCCCGCUCCUUGGAGAGUAAGUGAGCUCCCAAGAGGGAGAGAGAGGAUUGAGGGGGAGGAACCACACCAAGCCUCUGAACACGUGCCCCCCCGCCCGCCCUCCACUGGGUCAGGUUCAGCCACAGUGAACCCUGAGGACCCUGGGAGGCAGCCGUCUGAACUGCAGGCAGGAGGAGCGUGGGGAGGAGUUAGCAGCAUUAGCUACGUGAUAGCUUUUUGGUUUUACGUUUUGCUUUUCUUUUUAUAAAUAAAGACACUCCCUGCUUUGACACUAAGAGCAUCUGUACAAGAAAAGGUCCAACAUGAACACCCCAAACUAUACCAAUAUGAUCAGUUUUCAGUUGGUUAUGAGCUCAGAAAUAGACAGAAGCAAGGACCUAGAGAAUAUCUGGUCCUAGGACUUCUCUUCUUUAGUGGUUUUUUGGUCAGCUUGCUACCACCCCUCCUUUUAGUUUAUCUUGAAUAGAUAAUGUAGUCAUAGGUGGAGUUCCUGUUGUGGCUCAGCAGUAACGAACCCAACUAGUACCCAU